UUCUUACAUCUAGUCUGUGUAGAAAUUAAGGAAAAGCGAACUAUUUUACGCACAGUUUUCAUACUUGAAUAAGUUCAAGACCGUCGCAGGGACGCGGAAGUUUGUACAUCGAAUCAGUUUUGUAUUCGCGCAACAAAUUGGCAAGCAUCUUUUCCGUGUGAAAGAUUAUGUUGGCUCUUUUUGUUAGAGCAACACUUGUCGAUCGAUUUUCAAUUGCUACCAUAUUAGGACCGAUUGCCCGAAAUUCAUUACCAGGAAGGAAUUUCGCGACAACCGAAACGAAGAUGUUCGAAGCCGAGAAGCAGAAAUUUUUGACGAUGCCGGCGCAAGAGAAACGAAAAUUCUAUAAAGGUAACGUCACCACGUUGGAUCAGAUUCCGACGUUGCAGGACUACUUCAAUGAAAACAAGGCGAGGCUCAUCGACAAAGACAACAAGGUCAAGAAAGUCGAAGAAAUAGCGAAAAAAGUGUCCAUAUGGAGCGGUGAUAUUACUUCCUUGGAGAUCGAUGCCAUCGUAAAUGCAGCAAACUCGAGUCUUCUCGGUGGUGGUGGGGUCGACGGAGCUAUUCACAGAUCUGCAGGAGCAAAUUUGAAGCGUGAAUGUGCUACUUUGAAAGGAUGUAAAGUUGGAGAAGCUAAGAUAACGGGGGGUUACAUGUUGCCUGCUAAAUAUGUCAUUCAUACCGUCGGUCCGCAAGGAUCGGGUAAAGAUAAGUUGACAGCGUGUUAUCGAAAUAGCUUGGCCUUAGCCAAAGAGAACGGAUUGCGCUCGAUAGCUUUCCCAUGCAUAUCGACAGGGAUCUACGGGUAUCCUCAAGGACCAGCCGCGGAAACAGCUAUGACCACCGUCAAAGAAUUCCUAGAAAAGCACGGCGAUACCAUGGACAGAGUUAUCUUUUGCACGUUCCUGAAAACCGACAGAGACCUGUACGAGGAAUUGGCAACGAUGUAUUUGUCGAACUCAUAAGGAGUAUUUUUUCAGAUUGAAUAAAAACUGAGCAUUGUAAAACUGUAUGAAAGUGUGGAUGAAAUAAUAUUCUUAAAAAAUA
Megalopta genalis is the source of this 1050-nucleotide messenger RNA. RefSeq names its product macro domain-containing protein RSc0334. Gene Ontology annotation, cellular component: nucleoplasm. The record is from RefSeq and is a predicted model, not a curated record. Gene Ontology annotation, biological process: DNA damage response; purine nucleoside metabolic process; peptidyl-glutamate ADP-deribosylation. NCBI's taxonomy places the organism in Eukaryota, Metazoa, Arthropoda, Insecta, Hymenoptera, Halictidae. Gene Ontology annotation, molecular function: ADP-ribosylglutamate-[protein] hydrolase activity.